This is a messenger RNA of Nicotiana tabacum (common tobacco), 2467 nucleotides long. RefSeq names its product protein CHLOROPLAST IMPORT APPARATUS 2. Gene Ontology annotation, cellular component: nucleus. Gene Ontology annotation, biological process: regulation of DNA-templated transcription. The record is from RefSeq and is a predicted model, not a curated record. NCBI's taxonomy places the organism in Eukaryota, Viridiplantae, Streptophyta, Magnoliopsida, Solanales, Solanaceae.
AUAGUGGUCCACUCAAUAGUUGUAGGCUUUGUUUGUUCUUUUCCUCUGUAUUCAAAAACACCCCAAUCUCUUCACAGACACAGAGAGAAACUGUCUCUCAUCAACAAAUCUUAGCCUUAUAUCCUCUUCUAUAUGCAUCUCCCGUGACCACUCUACCUAAAACCCCUCUUUCUCUUUCUUUCUAUAUAUUUAUACAUAUACCAAACCCUAAAACCCUUCUGAAUUCCUUUAUUUAAAUACCCUCAUUUCCAUUCUUAGAUAUUUCCCAUUUUUCAAAGUGCUUUCUUGAAUUCAGUGCUUCAUCUUCUUCCUUAGCUCAAUUCUUGGCAAAUCCAAGCAAAUUCUCUCUUUCUUGAGUUUUGACUUGAUGAUAUUGUGGUUUGCAGUUUAUCCAUUGUCCAUUUGUUUUGUUUGGUGAGUUUGAAGUCAGUUUUUAAUGUUAGAGCUGAAAAGUGUUUAGCUCAUUGACUUUCUUUUUUUAUAAAAAUGCUUUGGGUAGUUUGGUUUUUAGUUAAAAAAGAGUGUACUUUUUAGGGUUUAAGGUCUGUUAUUGUACUGUUUUGGUUUAUGUCCUUACAAAAACAUAGUACUUUCUUGGAAAACUUCACCAAAACCAAUACAAUCUUGCCAAUUGGUGCUUUUUCUCUAGCUUCUUCUUUGUUCUUUUCCAAUUUGGAUGCUCAUUUCUGAAUUGCAGGCCUAGAGAAUUCACCUGAUUUUUGAGAAUUAAAUCUGACUUGCUUAACAAGGUUUUCAAGAAUUCAUCAUUGAAUUCCAAGAAUUGUCUUUUGUUUCAACAAUAACAAUAAAUCAAGUAUAAUCCCAUGAGUGGGGCCAGGGAGGAUAGUUUGUAUGUGCAGGCCUCACCCUUACCUUUGAGAGGGUAAACAGGCUGUUACCAAUUGAAGAAUUGUUUUUUGUUUUAAUUCUUGAAUUUCUUCUCUGUUUUCCCCUGUUUCUCUUUUAGCACAAUGUCUUCUUGGUUAAGUGGUGGUGGAAGGGCAGCUUAUAAAUUGGAUUUAGAAAUUAUAAAAUCUCCAUCUACUUCUUGGACUUCACAAUCAUCGUCACCUUCUUCAACUCUUUCAGAAUCUAGCAAUUCUCCUAUUGCUAUUUCCACAAGAAAACCUCGAACCCCUCGGAAAAGGCCAAAUCAAACUUACAAUGAAGCUGCAGCUCUUCUAUCCACAGCCUAUCCUAAAAUAUUCAACACAAAACACCUCACUAAGCCUUGGAAAUUCCCAAAGCCACACUAUCCCUUGUUAUAUGAAUCCUCAGACUUAGUUGUGCCUUAUAAAGUGGUCGAAAAUUCGGGGUUUUUACUCCAUCCUCCAUUGCUAGAAAAACCCAAUUGCCCAAUUGAGCAAAGGUUAAUAAGUCGUUGUGACAAACCAUGCCAAAGUCCAGGAGAAAUUGACUCCAAAGGGAAUAGUUUUUUAGAGGUUUGUGAUGAAUUUCAAGAAGAUUUUGAUGAAGAGUCUAUUUUGGAUGAGGAAAUUGAAGAGGGUGUCAUUGAUAAUAUUAUGGGGAAGCUAAAUGUGGAGAAUGAAUCAACAAAUGAGUCCAAUUUUAGUUAUAGCAGGCACCAACAUAAUUUUGGUGGUACAUGUUAUGGUUUUCCAAUAGGAUUAGGAUUCGAAAAUGGAUACCUCCAAUAUGAUUUUGGCAUGAGAAAUGGAGCGCGACCAUUGAGAAAUGUUGAUGAUGGGGAUUGGUGGAGGUAUCCUAGUGUAAAUGUCAUCGACAUUACUCCUAAAUUUAGCAAACCACCGAUACAAAAGAAGAAGAAGAAAGUUGAGAGACUCGUGGAGUUGAGGAGCUCUAAACCAUCAUCAGCAAAAGAUAAAUCGACUCCAAAGAGGACGAACAAGGAUAAUUCGAGUCAAUCAACCAAAGAAGAGGUUGACGUGCCAAAACCAAAAUCCGAGUUGCUCCUAAAAUUGAACUACGACAACGUUUUGCACGCAUGGUACGAUAAGGAAUCGCCGUUCUCCGAUGAGAUGCCGGGAUCGGAGGCUGCCGGAAAUGAUGUCCAAGCUAGAUUGGCACAAAUAGACUUAUUCUCAGAGAAUGGAGGCAUGAGAGAGGCCGGUGUGUUACGUUACAAAGAAAAACGACGUACACGUGUGUUCAUUAAAAAGAAUUUCACCAAGUUAGAAAGUCAACACUGAUCGAUCAUAAUGAAGGGUAGAUUUGUGAAAAGCCCUUCACCAAAGACUGAGCUAGGAUAACCAAGAACAAGCUUUUUUUGAAUGAUUUUUCCAGCGUUCUUAGGUUUUUUUCCCUUUUCUUUUUUGGGUAUUUGCAGUUUUUCCCCCUCCAAUUUCAGGUUUUUUCUUUUAAAGUUUUUGCAAAGUUACAUUUAGAACAAAGUACCAAGGAAGAUAGACUAGUUAAGACAAGCAUCAUGAAGCAGAAUAGUUGAACUUUCUUUUCCUGUUAUUUUUAUUUUAUUUUUCUUCUCCAA